UACUUCCAAUGGAAACGGAACAUUAAAUUUGAUCUGUACCGGAGUGAAACCGAAUUGAGGGUUUCGAUGGAAACUAGACCACUGUGACCGAGUGGCCGCCUCAUUCUUCUCCCUCCCAGAACACACACAGGCGAUUUUGAAGGAGAGAGUCCCGCGUUUCGGUGUGUGUUACGUCUUGUACGAUUAUUAUCUAAAACUUCACAAUGCCGCUGGAAAAUUUAGAAGAAGAGGGUUUGGAGAAGAACCCGAAUCUCGAGUUGGCUCAAAUGAAGUUUUUGCUGAGCCUUCCCGAGCACAAAGACGAACCUUUCCUGAAGACGAAACUUCUUGAUGCCAUCAAAAACGAUAACAUGGCUCCGUUCUACGAAGAAGUUUGCAAAGAUUUGGAGUGGGAAGUAGAUGAAGCAUUUCUUGCGACAAUGAAGGCGCACAAUGAGGAACAGUUGAAAAAACUGGAUGAUGCUAUUGAAGACGCUGAGAAAAAUUUAGGAGAAAUGGAGGUUCGAGAUGCCAAUUUAAAGAAAUCCGAAUAUCUCUGUCGAAUAGGCGAUAAGGAAGGUGCAAUCUCAGCGUUUAGGAAAACCUAUGACAAAACGGUAUCGUUAGGGCAUAGACUAGACAUUGUGUUUCACAAUAUUAGAAUCGGACUGUUCUACCUAGAUCAUGAUCAUGUCACGAGAAAUAUCGAAAAAGCUAAAAGUUUGAUAGAAGAAGGUGGCGACUGGGACAGACGAAAUCGCUUGAAAGUCUAUCAGGGAACAUACUGCAUAGCAGUUCGCAACUUCAAAGAGGCCGCAAACUUUUUCUUGGACACAAUUAGCACGUUUACAAGUUACGAACUUAUGGAUUACAAUACCUUUGUAAGAUACACAGUAUAUCUGAGCAUGAUAAGUCUCCCGCGAAAUGAGCUGAGAGACAAGAUCAUCAAAGGCUCCGAGAUAUUGGAGGUUCUUCACAGCAAUCCAGAUGUCAAGGAUUAUCUGUUUUCGUUGUACAACUGUCAUUACGCGGACUUCUUCAAGAAUCUCGCGCACGUUGAAGGUCUGCUACGACGAGAUUACUUAGUAUUCCCCCAUUAUCGGUAUUACGUUCGGGAAAUGAGAAUUCUCGCUUACACUCAGUUGCUGGAAUCUUACCGAUCUUUGACUCUGCAGUACAUGGCCGAAGCGUUUGGUGUUACAGUAGAAUAUAUCGAUCAGGAAUUGUCACGUUUUAUAGCAGCAGGUAGAUUACACUGCAAAGUCGACCGAGUUGGCGGUGUAGUCGAAACGAAUCGACCGGACAGCAAAAACUGGCAGUACCAAGCAAUGGUGAAACAAGGAGAUCUUCUGCUCAACAGGGUGCAGAAAUUGUCGCGCGUUAUUAAUAUUUAAGUCAGUAAUAUGUUAAUAUAUUAUCGCAAAGAAAUACAUCAUGUUCUUAAAUUUAACACGAUUAAAUUUGACCACUUAACAUAUUCGUUCAUUAUGUACAUUUCUUUUAAAGAGCUUGUAUAUUCUGUUUUAGCUCCAGUUUUUGUAACGAUAAAGAAUCGGUAAUUGUUUGCUCUUUUGUAAAUGAAAUAUAUUUUAAAAUAUUCCUCGAA
This is a messenger RNA of Pseudomyrmex gracilis, 1585 nucleotides long. It is a transcript of the gene Rpn7, whose product is annotated as 26S proteasome non-ATPase regulatory subunit 6. Gene Ontology annotation, cellular component: proteasome regulatory particle. Gene Ontology annotation, molecular function: protein binding. Gene Ontology annotation, biological process: proteasome-mediated ubiquitin-dependent protein catabolic process. NCBI's taxonomy places the organism in Eukaryota, Metazoa, Arthropoda, Insecta, Hymenoptera, Formicidae. Bases 204 to 1373 code for a protein of 389 amino acids. The record is from RefSeq and is a predicted model, not a curated record. The transcript has 5 exons.